AGCCUAUAACGUCUCAGCGAAGCCAGGCCCUUUCUGCUCACGCGCACGCCGCCACGCCGCGCCAUCCUCCUCGCCGUCGCCGGUCUUCCCCGUCCGGCGCCCCUCGCAGCGUCUUCCCCCCAGCUGAGAAAGCGCCGUGCCCUGGCCAGGGCCGGCCCCUCUCAGCACUGCUCCGCGCGGCCGUGAGCCGUCGCCGUCGCCCCCGGCUGGCCUCUGUUGCCCCUCGACGCGGCCACUCCGCUCCCCAGCUCCUCGCCCGGCCUGCCUAUCCCCCUCCGCUGCUGGCCGAGACUACGACCGAGACUAGUCUAUCCACGGAUCAGGAAUGUCUGCUGCCAAGCCAGGGGCGGCCGCCACGGAGCAGCGUCAGGAGGGUUCGGCGGAGGAGGGGGAGGAGCAGCGGCUGCGAGUGGUGCUGCGGCACCUGCAGGUGGAGGCCGGGGUGCUCGAGCGGCUCGUGUACAAGCACCGGAACCAGCACCGCGGCGCCGCCUACUUCCAGUACCUCAUCAAGGUGAGGAGGGACCUGAAGCUGCUGCUUGGCUCGAAUGUUGCAGAGGUCAUAAACGCCGCGUUCCCGGUGAUCGCCUGCCGCAAGCCAGCCAACACGAUCCUUGUUCCGAACAGGCAGGGUAAGAAGAAGCCUGGUGCAAACCAUAGCCACUAUAAGAGGCUUUUGGGUGUUGCUCGUUUGCUAUCCCAGAUGGUUGAACCUGUCAUAAAGGGUGCAGUUCAGAUCACACUUUUACUUGCUAGAUCAUUUUUCAUAGAAUUCUGUACAGCAGUGCUGGCUUUGCUUGCGCGAGUGAGGGUGCUCAUACAACAGAUGUUAAUUGAUGUUGUAUCGUUAUACAAUAAGGUUACUGAUCUUACGGAUAGGAAGCAGGCUGUUAAGAUCACUAUUGAUAAAGUACAGGCUUUUAGAGAGUACUACCCCUCAAACAACGAUCCCAGUACUACCCUGGAGUGUGCAUGGGUGAAAGAUAAAUUUGUUUUGCAUGAAAGGAACAAAGCUAGCUCUGAGAAAACCCAAGAUGAGGAUGACAAGUCAUGUGCUCCAGAUUCAUCGAUCCAGUAUGAGACCCUUGGACCCGUUAGUGAAGAGAUGGAGAACCUUGAUGGAUCGAACUCCCCAGCCAAGCAACAAGAUGCUUCUCCUGCAGAUCAACCAGAUAAAGCCACCCCUUGCGGCGAUGCUGCAGAUUCUUAUAGUGAGAGGCCAGCACCAAAUGAGAACACUACGGUUCCUCUUCCUGACGCGCUUGCUGUGCCUGUGCCUGUGCAUUCGACUCCACGCACAGAGGUCAAAGCUGAUACGAGGAAGAGAGUGGCAUUCAUCGCAGUGGGGAAACCAAAAGUUACCGUGACACGACCUGAGACAACUUCAUCGAUAGCAACGAAGAAGCAAAGAGUGGAUAUUAUUCCACCUGCCCCUGCAGAUCGUGCUUUCUUAACUUGGAAAGAACAACCGACAGUAUAGCGACGAGGCAAAUCAAAGGGCUAAUGUCUUGACUCUUAGUAGAUCGAUGUAUUCGUUAGUUGAUUUGAUGUAACAUUCUCUUUUCUUGCAAGAUUAGUCCAAUAUACUCUGUGGCGCAUUCAGUUUACUCCA
Molecule: messenger RNA, 1612 nt
Organism: Lolium perenne
Lineage: Eukaryota; Viridiplantae; Streptophyta; Magnoliopsida; Poales; Poaceae
Source: RefSeq, a predicted model, not a curated record